Molecule: messenger RNA, 5228 nt
Organism: Phasianus colchicus (ring-necked pheasant)
Lineage: Eukaryota; Metazoa; Chordata; Aves; Galliformes; Phasianidae
Gene: TTC39B
Product: tetratricopeptide repeat domain 39B
Molecular function (GO): protein binding
Source: RefSeq, a predicted model, not a curated record
GGCGGAGCGGGGGCGGCCGGGAAGAGCGGGAGGCGGGGACUCGGCGGCGGGGAGCGGGACGGGGCGCGGCGGCCGCGUUCAUCCCGGAGCGGCGGGCGGCAGAGCGGGAACAUGGCGAGCGUCGGAAACGGCACGGAGGAGAGCGGCGGCGGGGAGGAGGAAAAUUUUGAAGAUGCUUUUGAAAACAUCCCUGUGGCAUCCAAGAUGGAUCUCAAGAGUUCUCUGGAAGAAUGUUCAAUAGCACUGAAUUUGUUUCUAAAUAACAAAUUCUCUGAAGCCCUGGAAUUACUUCGUCCAUGGUCUAAAGAUAGUAUGUACCAUGCCCUUGGGUACAGCACUAUUUUAGUUAUGCAAGCUGCUAUGACCUUUGAACAACAGGAUAUACAAAUGGGAAUUUCUACAAUGAAAGAAGCUUUGCAAACCUGCCAAAGAUUCAGGAAAAGAAAUACAGUGGUAGAGUCCUUGUCCAAUCUAGUUUCUAAACAGUCAGUGGAUCAACUGAGUGAAGAGGAAAUGCAUGCUGAAAUCUGCUAUGCGGAAUGCUUACUGCAGAAAGCAGCUCUCACCUUUGUACAGGAUGAAAAUAUGAUCAACUUUAUCAAAGGUGGCCUCAAAAUUAGGACAAGUUACCAAAUAUACAAAGAAUGUCAUCAAGUUCUACAGAUGACUCAGGGGAACAAAAGCAAAAAUGAAACUUACCACCAGUUUGAAGGAGGUGUAAAACUUGGAAUUGGAGCAUUCAAUUUGAUGCUGUCGCUUUUACCAGCAAGGAUCCUCCGAUUUUUAGAAUUUAUUGGAUUUUCUGGCAAUAGGGAGCUGGGCCUCUAUCAACUUUGGGAAGGAGCAUCUGGCAGCAGUUUGAGAGCCAUUCUGUGUACUUUUACCCUGUUGGUGUAUCAUACUUACGUCUCCUUAAUCCUUGGUACAGGGGACACCAAUCUUCAGGAAGCAGACAGUCUCCUUGAACCCUACCUCCAAAAAUUUCCAAAUGGUUCCAUUAUACUGUUUUAUGCUGCCAGAAUAGAUACACUGAAAGGAAAUUUUGAAAAGGCGCAGUUAACAUUCCAAGACUGCAUAGCAGCCCAGCAAGAAUGGAAACAGAUUCAUCAUCUUUGUUACUGGGAACUGAUGUGGUGCUACACCUUCCAGCAGAACUGGCUUCAGGCAUAUCGGUAUGCAGACCUGCUGAGCAAAGAGAGCAGGUGGUCUAAGGCAAUAUAUGUAUUCCAAAAAGCAGCAAUUUUAUGUAUGCUUCCAGAGGAUGAAUUGAAAAGUACUGGUGAGGACAUUGUAUCUUUGUUCAGACAAGUGGAUGGUCUAAAACAGAGAAUUGCGGGAAAAUCUAUUCCAACUGAGAAAUUUGCAGUAAGGAAAGCUCGACGCUAUGCAAGUUCUCAACCUGUGAAGCUGAUAUUACCUGCCUUGGAAAUGAUGUACGUCUGGAAUGGCUUUGCAAUUGUGGGCAAAAGAGCAGAUCUCACCGAAAAUUUAUUGGUAACAAUUGAAAAAGAAGAAACUGCUCUAAAAAAUGAAACUAGCCACACUGAAUACUAUAUGGACGAUAUAUGCAUGUUGCAGUUACUGAAAGGCCUUUGCCUUAAACACUUGGGAAGACUUAUGCAAGCUGAACUAUGUUUCAAUCAAGUAAUUCAAAGUGAGAAGCAAAUAAAAUAUGAUAGCUAUUUGGUGCCAUUCUCCAUGUAUGAGCUGGGACUUCUAUACAAACAACAGGGUGAGAGAGAAAAAGCUAUAAGAUACAUAGAAACUGCAAAAAACAACUACAAAGAAUACUCUAUGGAGUCCAGAUUGCACUUCAGGAUUCAUGCAGCACUCGACAGCUUGAAAGUGUCACCUGCUUCAACACCUUGAAUGAGGAGGGAUGCAUUUCAUGCAUAUAGUGCAUGCAAUAGUCUGCACAAUCUUUUUGCAAUGUUUUUUAAAUCUUCAAAAAGAAAUAACCUAGUGAUUGUUUUCUGACAUCUCUGAUUUGAUGUAUGUUAUUUCUUUAGACGGUUCUUUUUCUUUAUGGCUCAUAUACUGUAUCUACUUGAUACUUUAAAAAAGACCUUAUAUUUUAUUUGAUAAAAAUAAUUUAAUAUUUGACUUAGUGGGGGAUAUUUAAAAAACAGUUGAUGGUGCAAUAACAUUUAAUUCAAACACUUUAUUUUUUUAUAUGAAAACAGAUGCUGGCUAUGCAGUGGAACUGGUGAUAAUUUCAGCCUUUUGAGGAGGUUUGAUUUUCUGCAGAACACUUAAGGUCUUUCUGCCUUUGGAACAAUAGUGCAAUGGCUGCAGUAACUUGUACCCGUAUUUAGCGUACCAUAUUCUGAAAUUUGCAUUCCAGAGGAAAAAAAAUCUUCAUUUUUAACUUUAUUUCAUUUUGGGAACAAAAUGAAUUUGUCCAAAGUGCAAUAUUUUUAUACCUUUUAAGGUAAAGUUAAGCAGAGCUACAGGUAAAAAGUCUCUGCAGCUCCAGUUCACUCGAUAUAUGUGGUCAUAGGGGUCAUUUAUCAGUCAUAGAAGAGCAGGGCUACUAGGGACAUUAAGAGACCAUCUGUUAUGUAUUCCCACCCUUAAAGUGGAAUCAAGGUCUUACAUUAUUCCUUGCAGGUACUUGUUUAAAGUAUUUUUAAAAAAUCUAACUUGCACAAGCAGUGUUUUCCAGUGCUUUAUUAUUUCUAUGUAUAAUUUUUUUCCUUGUGUCUAUCCUUAAAUAAUUCCUUGACCAAAACUCACUACUUUCCAUUACUUACAUCUUCCAUGUCAUGGAUCUGGAGAAUGGAUUUUUCUGAAGCAGUCUUGCAAUAUUUGAAGACUGGCUCUUCUGUUGCUCCUUUUGGUUCCAGUCAGAACAAAUGAAAACUUGCAGAACAUAAUUAUUUCCCUGAUCUUUGGGAAUAACUGAUAUUAAUCUGAGUUGCUUUUGCAUCAAAAAGAGAAUCCAAUUUUAAACAUGGAAUUUAAAAAGUGCAUAUUCUAACCAUAACUUUCUACCAAAAAGUGGGUAUUGAGAUAUGGUUGUUUUGUUUUCUCAUUAGUAUGUGGAGAACAUAAUCAAAUUUAGUUUCCCAAUUCCUUUCUAAUACUUCUGCAAGUUUUACUAGCACUGUAUUCUUAACUAAGAGUAUACCUGACAUACUAAACACUGGAACAGGUUUGUAGAGAGCUGCUUGAUGCUCUGUGAUUGUCGCUGUUCAAGAGGCAUUUGGAUACUGCUCCCAGUGAUGUGUUUUAACUUUUGUUUGGCACUGAAGAGUUCAGGCAGUUGGACAAGACGACCAUUGAAGGCUGCUUCCAACUGUUCUGUUAUGCUCUAUUUUAUUUUCUUCUGUUGAUCCCCAGAAACUGUCCUGUCACAAGUUAUUGCAAAACCUGCCAAUAUCCAUAUUUUAGUAAUUCUAGGAUGUUGUUUUCCUUUGAGAAAUAAUUGAUAGUAACUAAGUAUGUGAUUCUCUGCCCUCAGCUCCCACUCAAGAGAAAAGAAACAAAGUAGGUGAAAGCACCUCUCCUCAGUAAACAACGAACUAUAAAAUUCUAAUUAAUUAAUAAAUCUACUGUAAACACUCUAAUUAAGAACACGGCUUUCUUCCAUCACUGUAAAUGAGUAAUUAGGUUGCAUAAAAAUCCAUAAUACAAGUGAAAUAAGAGUUUAUAAAUAGUAGCUAAAUAAAUACAACAGGUCUUUGAAAGUGGAAGGCUACUCCGAAGUCUAUUGUCUUCACUGAUUUGGAUUUUUGUCUGCCUGUUAUAAAUGUGCAGUUAAACUAUUGGGCUGAAUUAUACAUUUGAAGGUUAAAUACCAAAGAGACUGAUUCAUCAACACUUAUAUAAGAAUGUGCUUUCUUAACUUUAGAUAAAGUAUAAAAUACAUUUGGCUCUUUAUCAACCAAGACUAGCAUAUGCCACCACUUCUUAGAUUUCUUGUCCUUCUGUACACAUCUGGUUAUAAAUGAUUAGGCAACAAAAAUUAAUUUCUCUAUGUUUUGAGACAAUAUUUUUAUUGGACUACUUGGAUAUUUUCAUUUUAAUAUUAUGAUUAACUGUGGUUCACUCUGGUUAUAGCAGUCAAAUGGGACCGCUUCAUUUUCUUGUGAAAGGUGAUGAAAGCAGUAACUGGUGGAACUUCUGUAGUUUCUGUUUCAGAUAACAAUUCCCUCCAAUGAAGAGUAAGAACUGAGACUACAGACGCAGGAUGGAGCAUGAAGUAGUCUCUGCUCUCUUGUUUUUGCUCAGAGUGUCUUACAGUUAGUAUUUUAUUGGAGAUUUGGAAUAGAAAUUGAAAUCGACAAUAUAUAAAAAAUGAGCUUCCUUAGAAACUGUUUUUUUUUUUUUUUUUUUGUAGUUUAGUUACAAAUGUUAUGGAGCACUGUACUUUAUUGAUAAUACAGACUGCAGAGGUAAAGAAGAUCUUUAUUUUCUUCAUUUCAACCUUCCAAAGUCAAUAUUACACUGUGUACAGGUUAGGUUUUUUUUUCUCUUUUGGGAUCAUCCUUUUACACACCUGCAGAGAACAGGCAUAUCAACACAAGUUUGCAUUGUAGUCUAGUGUUUUCAUGUUCUGAGGUUCCCAACCUAAGUACCCUUUACAGUUUGUGUCCCUUUCUUUGCUGCUAUUCCAAGCUUAUUUGAUAGAAUCUUGAGCAAUCAGGUUUUCUUAGCUUUAUCCUUGGAUAUUAAAAAAAAACCACAAAACUUAAUAACAAUAGAAAUGCAACUGUGUAAGAGUGACGUGUAGCCCUUCAUAUGAGAUAGAUCAUGUUUUUCUGAACACUGCAGAGGAAGCUCAUGGCUAUGGUCUGCUCUUACACAAUGCAUCAUUGAUGCAAUAAUAUUUAGUACAUUGUGUGUAAGGUAGGAUAAGUGAUCUGCGCAUAAGAGUUUGAAUGAAAAGUCAUAUGUUCUUUUAUACUUGCUGUAUACUUUACUUGGCCUUAAAUACAACUCUGACUUAGUUUUAAUGCUCUUUAGAAUCUUCACCUCAUUUGCUUAUUGCAUGGGGCAAUUUUGCAUUAUAUGCUGAAACUUUGAAACUGAGCAAGGUGGAGCAUUUUCUUACAGUGCUGUAACAUCUGUUGAUAGUAGGGGAUUAUAAUGUAUCCAGCAACUAGGCUAAGCCCUUAGUUUAAGCAAGUAAGGCUGAACUUGUAAUGUUAUGACAGAGGUCAUGCUGAUCAUAGAUGGAUGUUUUUUGAGGUGAGGAUUAAUAAAGCAGGUUGGUUACAAGACAA